Messenger RNA from Amborella trichopoda, 1687 nucleotides. It is a transcript of the gene UCN, whose product is annotated as Protein kinase superfamily protein. The record is from RefSeq and is a predicted model, not a curated record. Gene Ontology annotation, biological process: protein phosphorylation. Lineage: Eukaryota; Viridiplantae; Streptophyta; Magnoliopsida; Amborellales; Amborellaceae. Gene Ontology annotation, molecular function: ATP binding; protein kinase activity.
CUCUCUCUAAGAAUAUAAAACCCUCCUCUAUUUCUCUCUCUAAACCCCCACCCCGCCCCUCUCUUUCUCUCUCUAAAUCCCUUCCCCUCCCAUCGAACAACCCCGGAAUCUCUCUCCAGAACGAUGGUCUCGCCUCCUCCGCCACUCGACCCCAAACGCCUCUCCGCCGCCAAACCUCUGGGCCGCGGCGCCACCGGCACUGUGUUCCUCAUCACCCCCGACACCACCACCACCACCAACACCGCCACCACAGAGAAUUUCGCACUCAAAGUGGUGGAUAUCUCUUCCCCUUCCUCUGCUCGUCGAGCUCGACAAGAGCUCUCUGUCCUCUCCCGCCUCAACCACCCCUUUUUGCCCUCGCUUUUGGGCUCUUUCGAGUCCCCGGCUUCUGAACUGAUUGGGUGGGCAAUUCCGUUUUGUACAGGCGGCGACCUUAACGCUCUCAGAAGAACCCUAACGGACCGGACGUUUUCCUCCUCAGCCAUACGUUUUUACGCCGCCGAAAUCGUUCUUGCCCUCGACUCCCUUCACCGUUUGGGAAUCGUUUACCGUGAUUUGAAGCCUGAGAACGUUCUCAUCCAAGAUAACGGCCAUGUUAUGCUGAUGGACUUCGAUUUGUCGGCCAUUCUGGAGCCGACGGCCUCAGAUUCCGGCGACAUUUCGCCGAUAAACGAGUCGGAAUUCCGGCGGAAGAAGGGGGGAAACACGGCGAGGGUUUCGCCGGCCGCGAGGAAGGGCGGCCUGAAUUCUUUUGUGGGGACGGAGGAGUACGUGGCGCCGGAGAUCCUCAGAGGCGACGGCCACGAUUUCGCCGUCGACUGGUGGGCCCUGGGCGUGUUGCUGUACGAGAUGAUGUACGGCCGCACUCCUUUUCGAGGGAGGUGCAGGAAGGAGACGUUUCGUAACGUUCUGGAGAAGACGCCCGUUUUUUCGGGGCCGAAAUGUCCGCUAAGCGAUCUGAUUACGCGGCUCCUCGAGAAGGAGCCGGAGCGGCGGCUCGGCUUCAAGGCCGGCGCCGCCGAAGUCAGGAGACACGCGUUCUUCAGAGGAGUGAGGUGGGAGGAGGUUCCGUAUAUAUCGCGGCCGCCGUUUUUGAACUUUUCGGCGAAAGUUUCGUCGAAGAGUGACGAAGAGAUCGAUGUCUUGGAGUACUUCCAGCGGCGGCGCGCCGCCAAACCGGCCGAGAAAUCGGCUCGGGUCAGCGAAUCCGACGGUGAGAGGACGUCGUCUUUAACGUGAAUUUGACGCGUGUAUAGUUGGCCGGAGCGGAGGGGAAAGCGUGCGAUACACAGGUUGUGUAUGGUACAGGAUAAACUAGGGGGAAACCCAGUUCAUGAUACACGAGUUGUGUAUGGUAUGCUUUCGAGUUGGGAAACGGGUCACUUGAGGUGAUCGAUCUGGGGUUGCUGACGGACUCGUUGGUUUGCAACGGAUUUUCCGACGAGUUGUGAAGUCGGAAGUUUGUUACUGGUUUUUUAAUGGGAAGGACGAUUUUGCCCACCAAAGUAGAUGGAAAUCCCUCCUCCUGCUAGUAAUGGAAGUAUCAAUUGUAACUUUUUUAUUACCCUUGAAAUAAUUGGCCUAAAUAAGAAAUCCUCUAAGGUUUUUUUUUCCUUCUCUUUUUUUUUUAAAUGUAAGAAAUCAUGAAAAGUUUGUGAAUACUUUACUCAUGUGACUUUUUGUGCUC